AGCCUGACCACAGACUAACCAGUUUCCUCUCUUAUGUGAGCGUGAGAGCUGCAGAGAAGAGACCACCAUGCCUGGACUUCUGCUGGGAGACGUGUUCCCCAACUUCGACGCCGACACCACCAUCGGCAGGAUCAAGUUUCACGAUUUCCUGGGCAGCUCAUGGGGGAUUCUGUUCUCCCACCCAAGGGACUUCACUCCCGUCUGCACUACUGAGCUCGCCUGUGCCGCUAAGGUCAGCGAUCAGUUCAAGAAGCGUGGCGUGAAGAUGAUUGCCUUGUCAGUUGACAGUGUUGAGGAUCACCGCAACUGGAGCAAGGAUGUGAUGGCCUUCAGCAGUGCGGCUGAAAGCACUCUUCCCUUCCCCAUCAUCGCUGAUGACAAGAGAGAACUGGCGGUGCAGCUGGGCAUGUUGGACCCUGAUGAGAGAGACAAGGAUGGAAUGCCCCUCACUGCUCGCUGUGUCUUUGUGAUUGGCCCAGACAAGAAGCUGAAGCUGUCAAUCCUCUACCCUGCAACCACAGGAAGGAAUUUUGACGAGUUGCUCAGAGUCAUCGACUCUCUGCAGCUCACUGCACAGAAGAAGGUCGCAACUCCUGUUGACUGGAAGCCUGGUGACAAAGUCAUGGUGAUUCCCUCUCUCUCCGAUGCUGAAGCCGCUGCUCUCUUCCCCAACGGUGUGACCACUAAAGAGGUGCCAUCUGGGAAGAAAUACCUGCGCUUCACCCAGCCCUGAAGACACACUAAAAACCGCAUCCUCCUCUAGUUUACUGCUCUGUGACUCGGCAGUCUCUAAACGAUAAUUCACACAUAAAGUUGACCAAAAGCUUAGAUGCACUUAACUGGUUUGGUGACUUGUGUACAUUUCUACUCACACAAUGUGUACAAGAAACAAACCAGCAAUGUUAAUAGUGUCAUUGUACAGUGCCUUGUGUCCCGUAAUAAAUCGACUUUUCACACA
Molecule: messenger RNA, 958 nt
Organism: Scomber japonicus (chub mackerel)
Lineage: Eukaryota; Metazoa; Chordata; Actinopteri; Scombriformes; Scombridae
Gene: prdx6
Product: peroxiredoxin 6
Exons: 5
Coding region: 68-733 (221 amino acids)
Biological process (GO): cellular oxidant detoxification; cell redox homeostasis
Cellular component (GO): mitochondrion; cytosol
Molecular function (GO): peroxiredoxin activity
Source: RefSeq, a predicted model, not a curated record